AUCCUCUGCGCCUUUCAAGUCAGCAACCAAUUUCUCUAUGAGGUCUUACCUCUUCCCUGAGUUCCCUCCCUGCUGCCACAGGAAUAAUCCCAUGGGAUGUGUCUGUAACAUGGCAAGGUAACACGAUAGCAGCACGAUUGCUGGCUUUUGACCCCCCAGAUGAGAUUUCUCCAUCAGAGAGCAAGGAUUACCCUGGUUGAAACCUCCUUGCAAGCUCUGCUUCUCCACUUGGGGUAGAGCCAGCAGCUCUCCAGAUAUCCUUGCAUCUUGGCAAUGAAUUUUCAGAGACAUCUCCUGUUUCUUCCCCACGGAUUUUCAGACCCUUGAAGUCUGACAGAAAUUUCAUUUUCUCAGCCCCUCCUUUCUGCACUCUUGGGGACAGUCCCAUGGGCAGGGAGCACUGUGGCAAGGGGCAGCUCCCCUGGCUGGCAAGGCUGCAUAGUCCAGCUUUGUGUUGUCUGGAAGAUGGCUUAGAAACUGGAGAGAAGAUUGGAUACUGGUUCCAUCAGAAAGGAUUUCCCAAAAUGCUUUUCAAGGGGACUUGGCUUGAAAAUGACACAGAGAAGUCAUAUUCCUCAAAGACACCUUCAACUAGGUCCUUGUAUACUGCCUUUCCAGAGUCACUGUAUCCUACUUCACCUUUGUGUUCUUGGUUCUCCUGAGUUCCCCCCUCUCCAAUAGGUGCAAUUUCACCCCCUGCACCAGGUUCCCCAGGAGAAGCAGAGCUGUGUUGUCCCAGGCUCUGAGGGCUGCACACGCUGGUGUCCAGGGCACAGAGACAAUGGCUGAGCACCUCUAGUUAAUGGGAUUAACUCUUAAUUAAUUAUUAGACAUGGAUAUAGUGGGGAUAGCCCAGACCUGGGCUUUGCAGGCAUUCGGCUCUGUGUAGCCAUGUGCAGCAGCAGGCAGUGGCCUGGAAAGACACAGCCUUGGGGGGAUACCCCCCCAGACCCAGUGUGAGCUGAGCACUCUGCUUUGCAGCCUGACCCACAGUGCUUCCCGGGCAGGCAGACCCUUUCAAAGUCCACGGUCUAAAAAUUCCAUUCCUGGACUUUGUUAAUGCAAUUCUGCCUCAGAACUGGUCUUGCACAGCAGGCACAGUCUGCAUUCGUCAGCCCUCCUUAGGAGAAGGUGGGAGACCCAGGUGUCCAUAAGCUGACCAGAACAGGAAGGACUGGGGGAGAAAUCAUGAUCCAAGAGCGACUGUGGCAGGUUCUAGAUACAUCCUGGGCAGACCCUCGCACCCUCUCAGCUCUGCUCUGCGGCUCAACUGCAGCCAUUGUGCUACUGAAAUGGCUGGGACGUAGGAAGAUCCAGCAGAAGAUGGAGGAGGCAAGGAGGACACGGGAUCUUGCCCUGGAGCGAAUGGAGAGGGCAGCUCGCAGGUUUAAGCAAGAGAACCCGGGCACCCAGACCGCACACAUCCUCUCGCUGACGAUGGUGGAGCUGGCUGAGAAGCUAAAGGAGGGGUCCCUGUCCCCAGAGAGUGUCCUCUACUCCUACAUGGGCAAAGCUUUGGAGGUGACUCGGGAGGUGAACUGCGUGACAGACUUCAUUCAUGGCUGUGAGGAUCAGCUCCAGAAACUGAAGAAGCAGAAGGAGAAGGGGCUGCUCUAUGGCAUUCCCAUCAGCAUCAAGGACCACAUUAACGUCAAGGUACAUCCCUAA
Messenger RNA from Calidris pugnax (ruff), 1668 nucleotides. Its product is annotated as vitamin D3 hydroxylase-associated protein-like. The transcript is spliced from 3 exons. Gene Ontology annotation, molecular function: amidase activity; fatty acid amide hydrolase activity. Gene Ontology annotation, biological process: fatty acid catabolic process. Bases 1189 to 1668 code for a protein of 159 amino acids. The record is from RefSeq and is a predicted model, not a curated record. Lineage: Eukaryota; Metazoa; Chordata; Aves; Charadriiformes; Scolopacidae.